CGAGUGUGUUCGCCCCGAGAUGCCGUCCACCUGCGCUUCCGGCUCGGCUACCGGACGCCCGGUCUUGCAGAACAUACUUGGAACUUAGUUGCAUAUUGGAAGGUACCUCUAACUUGGUUGGUGGUCCCACCCCUCGAUGGAAUUUGCUCCUCUUGAGCAGACCUGGCGGGUACAUGAACAGCGCAAUUCUACCCACCACUGUGUCACAAGCAAUGCAGGCAACCAAAAGCGUCAUGGCGCCGUGCAUCUGCCCCGUCCCUUGUCCGCCCACCGUUGACCGUGGAUCGGAUCUCUCCUUCGGCAUCAUCAUUGAGCAAAACACAAGACAACAAGAUACAACUGGCGCCGAGGCUUUGAAGUCGGUGCUUCAAACUCCCCGCUUCAGACCCGGUCAAGAAGACUGUUGCAAUUGGCCUCGCAAUCGAUCGUCUGAACUGCACGGUUUGUGCAUGCUUGAGCUCUCUCAGACCUGCUACCUCCUCAAGUCGCCUCCGCUAUUUUUCUGUAGCGAACAACAAUCGAGGUGCCAUGGUAGCAGCUGACGGGUGGCUUUCCGGGCCCAAACAUAUUUCCUUGAAACAUUCACGAUGCUACUCUCAACACCAAGGAGUGUGCUUCAGGAGUGUCGCAAGACAGGGAUUUGCCCGUCUAAGCGACACCAACAUGCGCUUACCCCUUGAUGUUAGAGCCGCGUUGAAGACAGCCGUGGUUCGUCUCGACCGUGUUCUCGGUGUUCGUGAGCCCUGCUUUGGUUCCAUUUCGGACAUCACGUCGUUAUUACACUUCCCAUCUACCAAUCAAAGUACAUGGGUCCUGUUCUCAAACACACGCCUAUGCUGUUCCUACCUCACCAUGCCCCCGAUGCCAUCAUCAGAAGAGCCAUGAGGAGGCUGGCUCGGUUCCAAUGCGCUGCCGAGGGAAGUGGGCUGCUGGAGCGGCUCCUAUUUCUGUCGUCCUUGAGCUAUCAAGUGAUGAUCUGCUUUACGACACCCCAAGCUUUGCUUGUUUAGGGACCAUCUUCCUCACCACUCGCAAAGGGUUCAUGAUUAUACCGACAUAGACAGGCCCGCGAGGCCCAACUAUUCUCUUCGUUCACCUGGCGUGUCCUUUUAUUCAUCAUACCAAUAUUAAUUAUCCUCGUAUGCUUUGCGACUGGAUUCGCCGGCACGGAGGCACAGUGAUCGAGUUCCAGCAUGUCAUCACCCAAUCUUCCUUCAUCAGCAAGGUCGUUCAUUUUCACAACCACCGGAGGCAAGCGAUGUACAGCAAUACUCAAAGCCGUCCAAUUCAGCAAUGUCCCAACAGCCACAGGUCGCGAUUCUCGGUUGCCGGCAACGACAACGAGGUCGACGACGACAACAACGACAGAAGCGACAACAAGGGAUGAGAAUACGGUGCCAGUCAACACCAGUGCGAGCCCGCCUCCGCCGCUCGAAGACAGUAUAAUCCCCAGUUCAACAAGUUCGACGAGCAUAUUGACCACAAUACCUACCCCACCCGUCACGAGCACCUCUUCGUCUUUGCUCCCAACAUCAUCACCGGAAGCCGAGCAAUAUUCUGUGAGCAAUGAGACUGAGACUUCAGCGGAGACAAGCAUCGUGACAGAAACAGCGUCAGGAAUAUUCCCUGAUGAUGCGGUAGUAACGCCUUUUGCUAGCACAGGCGCAAACCUCCAGCCAUCCUCCACCAGCAAUGCAGUACAGGCCACGGAAAACCCAACUUUAUUCCCCACUAUAAGCUCAGUUCCAAGCGCUCAUAACAGCGAAGCUGCGAAGGUGGCUGGAGGUGUGCUCAGUGGUCUCGUGGUCCUCAGUCUCAUCGGACUCUUCUUAUGGCUGUGGCGACGACGGAGAUUGCAGAAGAGAAGGAGCACCCUUUUGACACCUCUGGGUACUGGUCCUGGCACAAACCCAAAUGAGAAGACGCCUUAUAUCAUCAGUCGACGCAGCAUUGGCCCAACACCGGGGUUCGUGAAGGCAAAGGCCGCCCUAGGUUACAAGGUCGAAAGAAUCCGAGAGCGCAUCAGUCAAGCCUUUUCCGAACCUAGCAUCCUACUAUCGCCUUUGAAACGGGGCCCUCGAUUUGAGGAACUCAACACACACAGUCGAAACCCAUCGCUAGCUUUCACCGACAAGGCGAACGGAACGGGGUCGGUCAAAGGCAGCACGUCGAAUUGGUGGUCCCGAAUGGCAUCCCACAUGCGUAUCAACAAGUGGCUACGCAACAUGCGCAACGAUGAGGUUGUGCGAGACAGACAUUUUGACGCGGAAAACACAAGUGAACGGAAGGCCAGACUCAAGUACCAACCCGACUUCCUAACGUUGAUAGCCAUGGACGAUGGUGAUCUCGGCCGAGAAGCCCAAGGCCAAGGGCAGCAACGUCUGAGCGUCACGCGCCAGGACAGUGGUGGUGGAAGCAGAGACAAAGUGUCAACAGCACGGCCACUGCGCCUCGACGAGGGCGACAACCCCUUCAGAGACAACAACUUGCUCAGCCAUAUAUCAGCCAUACCAGCGCCCCUAGCCGCCGGUCUUGGCCGUUCCGACAACCCUGCCAGCGACCCUCCUUAUCCUGUUCGAAACCUUUACAACGACGCCACCACAAUCUCCAAACCGCCGACAGCGACCAACUACGGCAUCGAGGACCGCCGCCGCCGACAGUCACGCGGUCAUCCAAUCAGUAUUUCUGCCAGCACGACGGCAAAUGGAAACCCAAGUCGACAACCCAGCACCCGCACCUACCGCGAAAGCAUCGACUCGUUCACCACCCAUCGCAAUAAAUUCCGGUCAGACCCUUUUGACUUGGAGCGCCCUGAGCUUCUGGGCGGUGUUCCGCAAGUCAUGGCAAGCCAAGGGACGCCAUCAGCAGUGACAGGCCCUAGACAUCCACCCAGUGCUCAUACCCGCCAGGAGAGCUUGGGCGGCUCAAUGAGGUACUCGUAUUCGAGCGGUGUCGUGAGUUUGGAUGAGUGGAGUGAUCCGGGGCCGGAUGUGGGUUAUAAGUCUGCCGGGUCUGGGGAUACUAGAGGUUAUGGGAGGGUGAGGAGUGCAAGUGUGAGUGUUGGAAGGGAUGGAGGGCAAAACAUUUUGGGACGGGCAAUCUAAAGGAUUUGGUUCGUUAGCAUCGCAGUGAAAUACAAUUGGACUUGGUG
Messenger RNA from Neurospora crassa OR74A, 3151 nucleotides. RefSeq lists its product as hypothetical. The record is from RefSeq and is a predicted model, not a curated record. Bases 1194 to 3104 code for a protein of 636 amino acids. NCBI's taxonomy places the organism in Eukaryota, Fungi, Ascomycota, Sordariomycetes, Sordariales, Sordariaceae. The transcript has a single exon.